Chelmon rostratus (copperband butterflyfish) is the source of this 2977-nucleotide messenger RNA. RefSeq names its product CLN8 transmembrane ER and ERGIC protein (gene cln8). Lineage: Eukaryota; Metazoa; Chordata; Actinopteri; Chaetodontiformes; Chaetodontidae. Gene Ontology annotation, biological process: lipid homeostasis. Gene Ontology annotation, cellular component: membrane; endoplasmic reticulum. The coding region runs from base 160 to 1026 and encodes 288 amino acids. The transcript has 3 exons. The record is from RefSeq and is a predicted model, not a curated record.
AUUUUCCUGUUGUAGUGAGCGCUGUCAGCAUCGGUACACUGUGUUCGCUGGAAACAUGUCUGAACGUGGAUGAUGGUGGUCCACACACCAUGUUCUACCACCCCCUGUUGCAGCUGAGCCUCCCCUCGGCCUGACCUCCAGUACCCCCCCUCAGACACCAUGGAUCCAGACCAGCAGAGCAGCCCUCUUCCCCAGCCCAGUGCAGAGUAUUUCUCAUGGGACUACCGCCUCCAGCUUAUUGUCCUGGGCUUUGCCUUCUAUGCAGCAGUAUUCCUCCUGUCCCACCUCCUGUCUGUGUCUCUGUCCCACACCUACACCUCCCUGCUAGCUAAGGAGAAGGUUUUCUGGAACCUGGCAGCGACUCGGGCGGUGUUUGGCAUCCAGAGUACUGUAGCCGGCCUGCGGGCCCUGACUGAGGACUCGCUGUUAACCAGAGACAGAAUGAGGGGACAAGAGGACUGGUCGUGGUUUACUGUCCUCACUGCCACAGGUUUCUUUGUGUUUGAGAACAUAGCACUUCACGCCUCCAGUGUGGUCUUUCGUUCAUUUGACCUGCCGCUGGCAACGCACCAUUUCUUCGCCCUGUCCAGUUAUGCAGGGGCGGUGGUGUGGGACUCCCUGGGCCACUUUCUGCCGAUGGUGACGCUGCUGCUGGAGAUGAGCACGCCAUUCACCUGUAUGUCCUGGAUGUUGCUGAAGGCUGGCUGGGCGAGCACCCUGUUUUGGAGAGCCAACCAGUGGGUGAUGAUCCACACGUUCCACUGUCGCAUGGUGCUCACCUACUACAUGUGGUGGGUAAGCUUGAGCCACUGGGGAGAGCUCAACGCCCAUGUGGUCCUGCCCCAGCGUGUGCUGUUCUUCACUGGCCUCGCUCUGCUCACGUUUAUCAUCAACCCCAUCUGGACUCACAAGAAAACCAUGCAGCUGCUCAAUCCGGUGGACUGGAACUUUGGCAACAAGCCGGCACCCAUAAACGGUGCCUCUCAGGGUCAGUCAGGGGUUUCUGUCAAACCCCACACCAGCUGAGGGGUAUUUCUUUUUUAAGGGAUGUGUGAAGUCACUUUGAGAGUGAUGAUAGUGAGGUGGGUGUUUUCAAGAUUCAUUCUAUCAUAACAUUUUUUUACACAUACUUUAAGUAAACUUUGCUAUUCAAAAAAGCCCUUAAAGGUUAAUCAUGACCAUCUGGUAUUAUCUUGAUAAAGUCUGCACCAUUGUCUUCCCUCAGGCUUUAUAUUCAGGCAGGUUCAUGUUGCUUUGGUUUUUGGGAAGGAGUAUUAAUUUUCCAUCUGUGUGUGUGACUUUUAAUAUGUAGGUGUCAUUGUGUAGGGCAGUGGAAACGAGGCCCUGCUUGUUACCUUCACCUUCAGGCCACUGCGUGAAAUAUCCACUUCACCAUUCAUAUGAUGGAUUAUUUAUUCACAAUAGAGAAAUACAUGACACGGCACUUCUUAAACGAGCCAUACAGAGGAACAAACAUACGUUUUUUAUCAUCUUGUUUAUCAGGAAAAAUCAGUUUAUUGAGUUAUUUUAUUGGACGUAUUAAGUUAAAAGAAACAAUGUAAAAGAACACUGUACAUCGACAGUAUUUUAAAGAUUUACAUAUUGUAAAUUUUGAGGAGGAAUUGCACUAUAUAUAUUUUCAUCUACCCACAGCUGCUUCUGGUCUGUUCUAUAGAUAGUCCAGUUGAUCUUUCAGGAAUAAAGAAGUAUUUGAACACGUUGUGUGCUUGUUGAUACAACAUGAGUUGUAAAACCACCCAGUAGUCUUUGUCAUACAGGGACCCAUUGGUGCUUUGUCAACAGACAUAGACAACAUUAUUCAGCACUGAUUGGGUAGUGUGGGCAGGUAAAUUGGUUUAAGUUUAAGAAUGGGGCUCUAUAGGUGAGCCAUCAGAGUUAUCUGAUCACUAAGUGGACAAUUAGAUCUGUCCAUUCAUAAGUCACAUUGGUGGUUUGGGGCUGUGAAUCUCCUCUAUAAGUAGAGAGGGAAAUGUUUACUGUGGUCGUGAAAGAAAAUGCCUUUUUAACAGAAUCUUCUUUGUUGGUGGACGAAAGCUCGGGCCUGGUCCUCCACACAAAGGUCCCUUUGUCUAAACAUGGAGAUGUAAUGUGGCAAAACUGAAGCAGUGUUGAUAAGAGAAUAACCAAGCAACAUUUUAAUCAUGAUGAUUUUUUGGUAUUAAGAGUCAGUUUUAAUAAAGUAUUAUUUCUGCUAAUGGCCUCAUUCUACUGGAAAUAUUGGCUUUGUGUGUUUGGUAUGUCCAUUGUCAAACAGUAUGUCUAACAUACGUUUUUGUAUUCUUGUCAUUUGCUGCACACUCUCACAUCCUUUCACAUACAGUUUGUGGUGGCUGUAUCUCAUGUCAUGUCUAAUAAGAAUUGUAGAAAUUGCAUUUUUACCAUUAGUAUUAAUCUAUGUUAAUUUUUUUUGUUUGUAAAAUUGUUAAACACCUUGAAUUUGGCCUGAGGGUCAACUCAGAGGUGGUUACUGAACAGUUGAAGACAUGUUUUCACCUGCUAUUUCUCACAAGAAGCUGAUUCACUGAGUUAUCUGUAUUAGUUUACUGAGUCAAAUCCAGAACCCCCUCAAAUCUGAAAUGUGGAAGAAGAAAUGUGCUGGGUUUUACUCAUUAGCUUAACCCCAAUAAGUCACCUACUUUUGUGUACACUGUGCAUCCUCAGUGGCUGAAUCAACACAAAUAAGUUUAAAGGAAAUGUGUUGAGUACAUUUCAAAAGUAUUGUCAGCGGGUUAUUUUUAAACAAGAAUAAGUCUUUGUCCUCUGACUACAUCUGAUGUUGAUAUAUCAUCACUAAAAAAUGCUAAUAUUAGACUGUUUUCACUUUGCUUUGCAUUUGUUAUGACAGCAUAGAAUUAAAGUUGUGGGGUUGGUGGAUGAUUCCCUGUAGAUUCUACCAACUGUUCAACAUCCUGUUUGUGUUGGAAAUGCAUUAAUUUGAGUUACGCAAUAAAAUGUU